AUUAUUUAAAGUAGAUAAGAAAACAUGGCAUUUUUUUUUGUAGUAUGUUUAGUGUAGUUUGUUUCCUUGGCCAGUGCACUAUUUUUAAAUAUAUUUUUUCACUUAGUGAUAUCAAACUGGGGAGUAUAUAUUAUUUCAAUUAUUGCAUAAGGAUUCAAGGAAAAAAUGCCUACCAAAUUUAAAUUUGCCAUUGAUAGAGGAGGAACAUUCACCGAUGUCUUCGCAAUCUGUCCAGGUGGUAAGAUUAGAGUCCUUAAGUUACUCUCCGAAGAUCCCCAACAUUAUAAGGAUGCUCCCACAGAAGGAAUCAGAAGAAUUAUACUUGAAGAAACUAAAAAAAAUGUGGACAAAAAUGGGCACAUAGACAACUCGGUAAUAGAGUGGAUCAGAAUGGGAACGACGGUGGCCACGAACGCCUUAUUGGAAAGGAAAGGGGAGAAAAUGGUAUUUGUUACCAACCAAGGCUUCAAAGAUAUUCUCUUAAUUGGAAAUCAAGCUAGGCCGAAAAUUUUCGAUUUGAACAUUCGUCGGCCAGAAGUUCUUUACUCUGAAGUGGUGGAAAUCAACUGCAGAGUAAUACCGACUCUAGAUGAAAAAUGCGAACUUUCUACGAAUAACUGGCGCGUUGUCACUGGAAAAAGUGGCGAAAAAUUCUACGUAAAUAAAGAGUUGGAUAAAGAUGAAGUUCGGAAAAAAUUAUUGGCAGUUAAGUUGAAAGGAUACGAGAGUAUUUCCGUUGCAUUUGCGCACAGUUACACCUUCUUUGAGCAUGAAGUUGAAGUUGGGAAAAUUGCGCAGGAAAUUGGUUUUAGGCAUAUCUCACUCUCUCAUCAAGUGAUAGCUAUGACCAGAAUCGUGCCCAGGGGAUUUACGUCAUGCGCUGAUGCCUACUUGACUCCUCAUGUAAAGAAAUACAUUGAAGGUUUCUGUAGCGGAUUCAAGGAUAACCUUAAAGGUACAAGGGUACUAUUUAUGCAAAGUGAUGGAGGUUUAACGCCCAUGCAAAAUUUUAAUGGGGCUAGGGCAAUCCUUUCUGGACCCGCUGGAGGUGUAGUGGGUUAUGCGAUGACGACUUGGCAAAAGGAAACUGACCUGCCGGUAAUUGGCUUUGAUAUGGGUGGUACUUCCACGGACGUAUCUAGAUUCGCAGGAAACUUUGAACAUGUUUAUGAGAGUACCACAGCUGGUGUCACGAUCCAAGCGCCGCAGUUGGAUGUUAAUACUGUGGCUGCAGGUGGUGGUUCUAUGUUGUUUUUUAGAUCUGGAAUGUUCGUAGUUGGUCCAGAAUCAGCAGGAGCUCAUCCAGGUCCUGUUUGUUAUAAGAAAGGUGGCCCCUUAACAGUUACUGAUGCCAAUUUGGUCCUAGGCCGUCUUCUUCCAGACUUUUUUCCGAAAAUAUUCGGUCCUAAUGAAGAUUCUCCGUUAGAUAAGGAGGCCACCGUUAAACAAUUUGAGAUUUUAACUCAUAAAAUAAAUGAGUUUUUAGUAAGUCAAAAAAGGAAAGGCGAAAAGGUUAAAAUGUCAGUUCAAGAUGUAGCUAUGGGCUUCAUUCAUGUAGCUAACGAAGCCAUGUGUCGACCAAUAAGAGCCCUAACCCAAGGAAAAGGUUAUGACACUUCCAGACAUGCUUUAGCAUGCUUCGGUGGUGCCGGUGGACAGCAUGCUUGUGCCAUAGCAAGAUCAUUGGGGAUGUCAACAGUUUUUGUUCAUAAAUAUGCAGGCAUUUUAUCAGCUUACGGGAUGGCUCUGGCCGAUGUAGUACAGGAAGCUCAAGAAUCUUGCGCUAAAAUUUAUGACCCGACGAAUUUUGCAUAUUUCGAUAGUCGUCUGGAAGCCUUAAAACGGCAGUGCAAAGAAGAAUUGGAAAAUCACGGUUUUUCUGAUAAGGAUAUUGUUUUUGAACCGUACCUACAUAUGCGCUACGACGGAACAGAUUGUGCCCUCAUGUGCAAUCCCAGUAGCACGAAAAGUGAAUCUCUGCACCCAAAAGAGGGUGAUUUCAUGAAAUCAUUUAUUGAAAGAUACAAAUCUGAAUUUGGAUUUGUUAUUUCUAAUAGAAAUGUUAUUGUUGAUGAUAUUAGGGUUAGGGGAGUGGGAAAGAGCCUUAUUGAACAAGAAACACCACUGGACACAUCUGAAACAUUUUUAAUAGCUCCGAUCACCAAAACAAAAGUUUUUUUUGAAACCGAAGAGCUGGAAACAAACGUUUACCAGUUGAAGGAUUUAAAUUCCGGAAAUAAAUUAAUAGGCCCCUGUAUAAUAAUGGAUCAACUAAGCACCAUCUUAGUGGAACCGGACUGUACGGCGAUAAUAACAAAAUAUGGAGAUAUAAAAAUAACCAUCGGAUCCGGAAAAAUAAAAGAGAUCGGUCCUGAGCUGGAUUCCAUCCAACUUAGCAUAUUUAGUCAUAGAUUUAUGAGUAUUGCCGAACAGAUGGGCAGGAUCCUCCAACGCACGUCAAUUUCGACAAACAUAAAGGAGCGUCUGGAUUUUUCAUGUGCCCUUUUUGGGUCGGACGGGGGUCUGGUAUCCAACGCCCCCCACAUUCCCGUACACUUGGGAGCCAUGCAAGAAGCGGUUCAAUUCCAAAUGAAAGCUAGACAACAAUUUUUCCCCGGUGACGUAAUCCUUUCUAAUCAUCCCAAGGCCGGCGGAUCGCAUUUACCCGACUUUACGGUCAUUACGCCAGUGUUUUAUAAAGAUCAUAAGAAGCCAAUAUUUUUCGUUGCCAGCCGUGGACACCAUGCAGAUAUAGGAGGAAUAACACCCGGAUCCAUGCCUCCUCACUCCACUAGCCUUGACCAAGAAGGAGCGGCAUUUAAAUCAUUUUUAUUGGUCGAAAAAAAUCAGUUUAUGGAGGCAGAAGUUACUAAAGCGAUAAAAGCUGCCGGUGGACGGAACUUACAAGAUAAUAUUUCAGAUCUUAGAGCUCAAGUGGCGGCUAAUAAAAAGGGCAUCGACUUGGUCUUGGAACUUAUUAAUCAAUACGGUCUGGUUGUUGUCCAAGCAUAUAUGCAGCAUAUUCAAACAAACGCUGAACUUGCUGUUAGGGACAUGCUAAGGGAGGUUGCCAGAAAAGCUGUCGCUGCAACGGGCAGUCCCACUUUAAAAUACCUGGACUUUAUGGAUGACGGAUCACCGAUUAGUUUAACCGUUUCUUUGGAUGAAGAAAAUGGUUCUGCAUUAUGUGACUUCAGAGGAUCCGGCGUUGAGGUGUGGGGUAAUUGUAAUGCACCCCGAGCAGUGUCGCUGUCCGCCCUAAUUUAUUGCCUCAGGUGCAUGGUGGGACAUGACGUACCCUUAAAUCAGGGUUGUCUUACACCAGUUAAAGUGGAAAUUCCCAAGGGUUCUAUACUGGACCCUAGCGAUAACGCAGCCGUGGUGGGCGGAAACGUUUUAACUUCUCAAAGGAUCGUUGACGUUGUUCUUGGAGCUUUUAAAGCAUGUGCGGCAUCAAACGGGUGCAUGAACAAUAUAACGUUUGGAAACGAGCAUUGGGGGUGUUAUGAAACUGUGGCCGGAGGUAGUGGAGCGGGUCCUACUUGGGAUGGUUGUUCCGGUGUUCACACACACAUGACUAACACCCGUAUAACCGACGUAGAAAUAGUGGAAAGAAGGUAUCCCGUCCAUGUUAAAACAUUUACCCUUCGUCCGAAUAGUGGAGGAAAAGGAAAAUAUAAGGGAGGAGAUGGUGUUAUUAGAGAGCUCAUGUUUCGUGCAAAACUCACAUUAUCGGUUUUAACGGAAAGGAGAGUUCUGCAACCCUAUGGAUUGGAAGGUGGCGAGGCUGGAUCCAGAGGACUCAAUCUUCUGAUUAGGGCUGACGGAAGAACCAUUAAUCUUGGCCCAAAGACUGUGGUCGAUAUUCAACCCGGGGAUACAUUCAAAUUACAAACCCCAGGGGGUGGAGGUUACGGACCCGCGGGAUUAUCGAAACGACCGGUCGAAGAAGGAACAUCGUCGGAGGGCGCCAAGAAAAUGUUUACCGAACGUGGUAGCGUGUUUGAAUAUAGAAUGGCGCAAGAAGGGGCAUAAUUAUUGUUUAGGUUUAAUUAUCUUCUAUCGAUUACGGUGGCUCCGGUAGCCUUUUGUUCAAAAUUUUAAUCAUAACAUUGCAGUAAUCAUAACAUUGCAGUAGUAGUAAAACGAAGUCAUCCAAAACAAUUUUUUUUGUUGGGUUGGUUUUUCCAUUAUUUAAAAAAAAAUGUAUGUUAAAAGUUAUGAAUUUAAUUUGUUUUAUUAUUUAAAAAUAAGAUAAAUAUAAGUCUAAACUAUUUGAAUACUACCUAAGAAAAUGCGUUUCAUAUCACUUUUUGUUAUACAUAGCGCAUAAAUAAGGCUCCUUUACUCCUUCCUUAAUGCUUAAAUUUCGCUAUUUCAAGCUUGCAAGCAUAAGACAAUAAAUAAAUAAAUAAUUACUUUUAUUCAAAAACAAAAAUUUAUACAUUGAAUAAAUACUUUAUGAAUAUUA
This is a messenger RNA of Anthonomus grandis grandis, 4471 nucleotides long. RefSeq names its product 5-oxoprolinase. Gene Ontology annotation, biological process: glutathione metabolic process. The coding region runs from base 166 to 4035 and encodes 1289 amino acids. Lineage: Eukaryota; Metazoa; Arthropoda; Insecta; Coleoptera; Curculionidae. Gene Ontology annotation, molecular function: 5-oxoprolinase (ATP-hydrolyzing) activity. The transcript is spliced from 20 exons. The record is from RefSeq and is a predicted model, not a curated record. Gene Ontology annotation, cellular component: cytosol.